AUGGCUUACGACGAGGAGAAGCGGCUCGACCGCGUGGCCUCGCAGCCCGCCGAGUCCGGCUCGGAGGACAGCCCCAGCGAGCAGCAGUCCGUGGGCAGUGGCAGCUCCGUGCUGGACAAGCUGCUAUCGCUGGAGGCCACCCUCGACUCCAAGCUGGGCAUCGAGUCGCAGGCCAUUCAGCGCAUGAAGCCCGAGGACAAGAGACCGCAGUCCUGGCACGAGCAGGCCACUAUGGCCCUGCUGUGGGCCGGCGCCACUAUGAACGUGUCGUGCCUGUCCACCGGCUUCCUGGGCUGGGAGUUUGGCCUGGACCUGAGCCAGACCAUCCCCAUCACCAUCUUCGGCACCCUCCUCGGCGCCUCCGUCGCCGGCUGGUGCGCCACCCUCGGGCCCGGCACGGGCUUGCGCCAGAUGUCUAUCGCGAGGUACAGCUUCGGCUGGUACCCGUCCAAGAUCCUGGCGGCACUCAAUGUCAUUUCCCAGAUCGGGUGGAGUGCUGUCGGCUGCAUCACGGCCGGCUCCGCGUUGUCGGCUGUGUCCGACGGCAAGCUGAGCUCUAUCGUUGGCAUCGUCAUCAUCGCUGUCUGCAGCUCCGUCCUCAACUUCUGCGGUCUGCGCGCCAUUCUCGAAUACCAGAAGUACGCCUGGGCGAUCUUCUUUGUGCUAUUCAUGAUCAUGUACGGCGAGAUGGCGCCCCGUUCCGAUGUUGUUACCAAAAGCGCUCUGACUGGCAACGACAAGGCCGGUGCGGUGCUGUCGCUGCUGGCCGUUGUCUACGGCUCGUCCGUUUCUUGGGCCACGAUUGCUUCGGACUACUAUGUCCAGCAUCCUAUCAACACUUCCAAGGUCAAGGUCUUCACGCUCACAACCUUGGGCAUCGGCAUCUCUACCUGUAUCGGCAUGGUUCUCGGUUGCUGCGUGGGCUCCGCCAUGGGCGCCGACCAGGAACUGGCUGAUGUCUAUGAGGAACAGGGCGUUGGCUUCCUGAUUCAGACCAUGCUGUUCCCGCGCGGGUUCGCCAAGUUCAUCCUCGUCGUGCUGGUGCUCGCCGGCAUCGGUAUGAACUGUAUCAACUUGUAUUCUUCGGCCCUGUCGGUCCAGCAGUUUGCGCGCCCGCUGGCCCGCAUCCCCCGCUUUAUCUGGACCGUCGUGCUCUUCGGCGUUACACUGGGCAUCGCCGCCGGCGGCCGGGAGCAUCUCAACGCAUACCUGCAGAACUUCCUCUCCCUGCUUGGCUACUGGGCCACAUCAUUUUUCGUCAUCCUCUGGUGUGAGCAUUACCUGUUCCGUAAGGGUAGCUGCGACAAUUACGACCUUGAUGCCUGGAAUGACCCUUCGAGGCUUCCCUAUGGCCUUGCUGCGUUGGUCGCUUUCCUCAUCGGCGUCGUCGGCUGGGUCCUCGGUAUGGUCGAGACUUGGUUUACUGGCCCGAUAGGCCAGUUGAUUGGGAGCGCUGGCGGUGAUGUCGCGAACGAGCUGACUUUGGUGUUCACUCUGGUCUUCUUCGUUCCUCUGCGGUGGCUGGAGUUGAAGUACGUUGGUCGGGCCUCGUUCGGAUUCGUUAACUUCUCAAUGCUCCUGAUAGCUUUCGAACUGUUCUGCCACUUGGUUCUCACCUUUGCAAUCGUAUUCCCUGACGCUCUUCGUCAGAUAUCCAACUUCCUUGAGACCUGCACUGUAGCGAUUUUCUCCAUCCACACCCUCAACACCGACAAUCUGGUACUGGCGCAACUGACCUUGCGGGGAAGGGACUCGUUCCCAAUUCGCAGAGAAAUCAUGGCGCAAUUGGACGUCACCACGAGUACCAGCGGCGCCAUACCCAGUAGCUCUGAAUCAAUGGGCAGCUUCGAUGGGCUGACGGCUCUCCACCUUGCUGUCCUGGCAAACGACGUCGCAAAAGUCCGCAAGCUCCUGAGUGACAGGGAGUAUGGUGUCGAUCAGCGGACUGCGACCGGCGCCACUGCAUUGAUGCUGGCUGCCCUGUUCGGACGCAAUGAGAUCUUCCUCUACCUCGUCCGUAAGAGAGCCUCGCUCGGCAAGAAGGAUAACCAGGGAAACAUCACCCUAGACUACGUAAAGCAGAUUUCACCUCUCAUCCAAGAUUUGGUCCGGAAGUACAAGAGCAUUGCUGCAAGAAAGCCUGAUGGAGUUGGGCGACGCAAUAUCUACGGCGUGCUGAAAGCACUCGCGCGCGACAGAAACAAGGCCUACGACCAGGGUCGUGCCGACGCUCGUGGUGAAGCCCAAGGUCAAGCUCAAUUGCAAACUCCCGUACAUUUGAAACAAUCCAGAGCGCAGCAGCCUUCGCAGGAUCCCAUCCGCACCGUGUUUCUUCGAUCUGUGGAUGGCAAGCAGCAGGAGUUCGUCGAAGUCAGGCAGAUCGCUACGGCAGAACACAACAGCAAUAUCGGACGCAAAUGCACAGGCUUUAUCCGCGCCAUGGAUGGAAGUGGCACCCACAUCUUUGCCGUCUCUGGUUGGGGUGGCAUGAAGGGCAAGAACGUCCUCGACAACAAGGAAUAUGCAGAGCUUGUACGGCGAGUAGCAGCUCUCCUUGGCUUCGAGCUUCAGGGACAUUGGAUGGAUUGUAGAUUCCCCGGUAGCCCAUCUGAAAAGAAGGGGGCUUUUGUUGCCUGUCACUCUGAGAAGCAGCUGGCAGUUUUCAUCCUAAUUAAGUCACUUGGCCAUGUACUCGGCACAAAAACGCUCACAGUAAAUAACAUCGCCUCCCUCAAAAACCAACUGGACAAAUUGCCGUCUGAACUACGCGAGACAAUGAUUCACCUGGAUCAUAAAGUCGUGUGCACGAGCUGUGUCAAUUUCCUCAAGCUGCUAAGACAGAAGACUGGCCUCGUCUUCCGGUGCGUAUCGCGAAAUUGGUACACACACGGGCAGAGGGUUCAACUUCGUCCUGAAACCGACGGAAGCUACAAGCAAGUUACACAGGCGACAAGACGCUCUAGUCCUGAUGGAGAAGCGGAUAUCGUCGAAGAUGAGGUCGACGGUUGGGACACUGACAGCACUAUUGAGUGCGAUCUACAGGUUCGUGCUGCGAUCCAGGAGGAUGACACAAUCGUGGUUCAAGACGGCAUGGUCGCUCCUCCAUCAACUCCACCAAGCCGCCGCAGUUGCCUUCCACGCCAGCUGGUCCUGAGAGAGCCUUCUGACAAUCCGAAGAGAGGCUCGCCCGUCUAUGAAGAGCCUGACCGUCGUGACUCCCGGUAUGCGAUUUUCGAUGUGACGCCACCUUCCAAACCCCAAGCAAUGCCGACUCCUCAAUCUCAUCACCGAUUUACGGGAAUCUCCGAGAUCGAGGUGUCACCGAAUCCGGAGGGAGUGGUCUCUGCUCUCGGUUCGGCAGACCACAUAGACACUACUUCGCCGUCCUUGUCCCAAGAGUAUGAAGUGGAGACUGUUCUGGAGACGAAAGUUGAGAAUAGUACGCGAUCAUACCUCGUUAAAUGGAGGGGCUAUCCUUACGGCAACAACACAUGGGAAACUGAGGACAACAUGACCAAUGCAUCCGAGGCUAUCAGAAAGUUCUGGGAAGACUUGCACACAUCCCGAGCUCACACCUGA
This is a messenger RNA of Diaporthe amygdali, 3579 nucleotides long. Its product is annotated as nucleoside. NCBI's taxonomy places the organism in Eukaryota, Fungi, Ascomycota, Sordariomycetes, Diaporthales, Diaporthaceae. Gene Ontology annotation, molecular function: transmembrane transporter activity; protein binding. The record is from RefSeq and is a predicted model, not a curated record. Gene Ontology annotation, biological process: transmembrane transport. The transcript is spliced from 9 exons. Bases 1 to 3579 code for a protein of 1192 amino acids. Gene Ontology annotation, cellular component: fungal-type vacuole membrane; plasma membrane.